UUUCCACUACUGAACUGCUAGUUACAUCUGCGUUUUCCCAGUUGAGCAAUUCUUACAGUCUGUACUUCUAUCAAAAACCUUCAGUAACUCAAAAUAGAAAACAUUAAACGACAUCAAAUGUGACGACUGUAGUGUUGGAAGCCGAAACAGCUGAGUAUUUUCAGAACAGCCCACAUGAAACUUGUACGAACUUUAUGACACAUCGAUUUUUUGGAACUGCAUUCAAAUUUAAUUGUUCAGAACGCAUUAAGUAUUUAUAUAGUACCUGAGAAAUGAUGGGAACUGCUUGUUAUAUUGUUUGAUUGUGUUCUCCUUGAAGACAAGUGUUUGAUUGGACGGAGCAGGACGUGGAUCAAAACAUGCCAUUCGUUGAUGAUGAUCUCUUCUGGUGUGCUGACGUUGACGGUAGAAUGGUGGAUUUGUCUUGUUUGGACAGUGGACCAAACGUCAUCGUUAAGCGGCAAUCUGAAGACCUUCAAGAUUUAGCCGACAAUGACCUCCAAACUCUGGAAUCGAGGUUGGAAGAAGAACAAGAAGAUAUUUUGCAUCAUCUUUCUGCACCUGAUUUAAAUUUAGAUCAUUUACUUACAAACAUUGAUAUAAAAGCCGAAAGCAUUAUCAAUUCGUGCCUGUAUUCAGAGUCUGCAUGUGAAAUCCCAUCGUCCAACGGAAGAAAGAAAAUAUUGCGAAGUGGUGACGAUGGUUUUACUCAAGUAAACUGCUCUUUAGCACCCUCUGAAUUUUUAGAAGUGUCUUCGUCAACAGCGAUAAAUUGUACUGAAGAAUUUCAAGUGGCACCCUCUUCUCAACUUAUUUCUUCAUCCUCCAGUAACACACCCUCUAAACAGAAUUAUCCAUUAAACAUAGCAACCAGCCUCUCAACGUCCCAGUCUGAGGUCAAAGCAAGAGAGUGCAUUAAAGUAUCAGGAUGUAAUAGUAUAAAAUACGUGAAUGGACGCGACGUGAACAUGUGUUCAGAAAAGCAGUCAAAUCAAGAGUUUGCAGCAGAAAGAUUACUCAAGUAUGAAACUUCCAGCCCUGAAACCGACACAAAAACCCAAUUACAGAGUAUCUUCCAACAGGAUCCUCGGGAGUUUCCAUUUUCAUUUUGCUUCAACUACCAAUCCCUCGUGUCCUGCAGUACCACUACAGGUUCUCUGCCUCCAAGUCCAGCUGACAGUGGAGUUUCUGACGUGGACAGUAGCAGUGGUCACUUGAGCACUGACGAAUCCAAAACCAGACUGCAGCCACUAUCAGAUUCAGUUUCGCCAAGAAUAGCGGAUUCACCUUCACCUGGAAGUACACAGUACUAUAAUUCCCUCUACCAGGUGACGCCGCAAACAUACCAAUCUCAACGGAAACAUUCUGAUCCAGAAUUUCCAGGAAUCGUUUCUCGACACUACUCACAGCCCCGAUACAAACUGUCUCCCACUCACUCCUACUCUGAAUCAACUCACCACCAGAACCUCCAUAGUACACACAGUCCUGGUUUCCGUACGACCGUACACUCUACUUCUUCGGAUUCUUGCACUCGUGAACUUCCCUAUACCCCACAAUACUCGAAACAGCAUCUAGAAACUUCUCCUCCACAUCUCCAGGUUACCAGCCCAAGCCAUCAACACACUCACUGCACAUCGGGGAACAGACCCGUAACUCUCACCAAUUCUGUCUCCUCUGGUCCUCUUUCCUCUUCUGGGCUUUAUUUCUCACAAGAAAGUGCGACAGGAAAAACAUCAGCCAUUCCAACUUCAGUUAUCACUACAGCCCACAACACUGUUUCCCUUGGCGACUUGGAAUCGUCAUUUUACGUAACAGACCUGUCUUUUCAAUCAAAACCUAAGAAAAAAGCACGAAAAGCAAAGAAUGCAAAAGGCAACUCAGCAUCUUGUACGAAACGGAAAAGCCGUGAAGGCUCCACUACGUACCUAUGGGAAUUUCUUUUGAAAUUACUUCAAGAUAAAGACUGCUGUCCACGCUACAUUAAAUGGGCAAAUAGAGAUAAGGGAAUUUUCAAGCUUGUCGAUUCCAAGGCAGUAUCAAAGCUAUGGGGACUUCAUAAAAACAAACCUGACAUGAACUAUGAAACAAUGGGUCGUGCUUUAAGGUAUUACUAUCAACGAGGAAUUCUUGCCAAAGUGGAUGGACAGAGGCUAGUCUACCAAUUUGUGGAGGUUCCAAAAGAUAUCAUAGAGAUCGGUUGACCAGGAUAGUAAACAGGGCAUUUUAUUACUUUGUUGUCGCAAAGCUUUGUAAGGAAAGAAUCGUGUCUAUGAUGUAAUGACUUUGGAACUCACGGCAGUGAAGUAGAUUUGUUGUUGACGACACUGUUGUCUGGUGAUAUGAUACAAGCAUUGUUUCACUAAAAGCCUGUAAAGUAACCGACCUCUUUAAUCAACUGAGGAAGAAAUAUAUUUUUGUAUCAUGUAAACCUUUAUACGUUGUUACAAACAAAAGUAUCAAAUUAUUCUUAUUUAUUUUGUCAUAACAGUGACCUAAGGUUACUUUACUGAAGUUGAUAUGGGAACUUCAUUUAAAAAUUGCCCCAAUAAACUCUUUAUGUGUAUAUAGGAAACAUGAUUAAUGUGGGCAAAAAAGACUGGUGAAAAUGAUAACGUUCUCACCCAACAUGCCAUUUUUGAAGGCACGACACUUGAAGGAUUAAGGUAUGGAUUAGCAUCCUUCUCAUAUAUCAUUGAUUUAAUAUCAUCAUAUCUUGUGAAUUAUGUGAUGAUCGGAAGAUGAUAAGAAACUUUCAGUACUUUUCUAUUAUCAAAAAAUUAUUUUUUCCUGAGAACAUUGGGUCUUGCAGAUUUAAUCGUAAUCUUCUGCCAGCCUUCGUAUCAAGAAAUAAAAUUAUUGGAAAACUACAACCGUUAUUAUUUUCUAAGCUAAUGGAUUAUUAUUUCCUGUGUUUUAAUUGCUAUUAUACAAAUUUAAGUGAAAAAGCAUUUCAAAAGACAAAACGACCUUUUUACUCAGAACAACAUUAUUUACCAAUAUCUUAAGUCGUCAAAACUCUGAGUUUGUAUUAUCAGCUUGUUGAAGACUUAAACUAAGAUAUCUUGUCUCCUUCUUAGCGUUGUGAGUAGUACUGGUGGCAUUUGGGCAACCAAAGGAUACCACUUCACUCUGAUUGGGGGAUUGGCAGUAAAUAAUACACACCCUGAUUGGCCGCCUCAUAGAGGUCCUGACUGUUUGUGUCGCCAGCUAGUCAUGCAGUGAUUGAUUCGUAGGGUAACGUUACAUGCAGAGCUGAUUGGCAGGGUCAGAGUUAGAUAAUAUUCAUUGCCUUAGUAUGCACCUGUUACAUGUUAAGACUUGAUUUGUUGAGCCUUAUUCAGUGAUGUGAUCCUCUCUCACUCAUGGCUAUGUGGUCCUCGAAAGGAUCGUGAUAGAAUACCUUAGUUAUCAUUCUCUUGAUUUCAUUGCUUAAGUAAUUUUUGGUUAUCUCUGUAAAUCACUAUUUCUGAAAUAAAAAUUUUCCACUCACAGUUGAAUGUGUAGUGUAUAUACACUACACCAUGUUUCAACAACAACACUUAUUUGGAACAGUAACGUUUAGGUUAGGUUGUUUUACUCAAAAUACGUGCAUGAAUAAAAUACAUACUUUCAAAGUGGGAUGUGCGUGAAUUCACAGCAAUCUCUGUUUGCAAGACUUGCAUUCAUCAAAAGUACUGUAGAAUAAUUUUAAAACUAAUGAUACGAUAAUUUUUCUUCUGUUUCAUCUCCAUGAAUGACUUAACCUUCAUCACAAUUGGUACGUAUUCACACGUUGUAAUAUAGAUGGUGGAGUUGUAUGAUGGUAAAAAUAAUUGCUGUUUCGGUGAUAUCCAUUUUUAAACGUUGUUCUACGUGAUUUGCAAGUUAGAGUGGAUUAGCUUGUACAUACCUAUAUUUUCGUCACAUAGAAGUAUGUUGUUUCCUUGAAUGUUGAGAGUAAGCCCACGCUAACCUGCUGAGUUCAGUUCUUAUAUGUUGUUCUGCAUGGAUUGUUAGUAGAAACACCUUAUCUGUUGAGUGUCAGGACUAGAGGUUAGUGGUAAAACAAAUUAGGGAUUGAACUGUUGACAUAUUCCUGAAAACAGUUGUUUGGUUUACAGCUUACAGCCCAAACAGUCUAUGAUAUACGUUUUUCCAUAAGUGCUUUGGACACGAGUACCAUUUGCUUAGAGUGAUCCUUUACUGAUAUACUUAUUUCGCUAUGGUAUGUUUAUCAAGUAAAUAAAGCACUGGCGCAAUGAGCAGUGGUAGAAAAACCGCUUUUUUUGAACAACUGAUUUUUCUUACAUAAAAGUGUUUUUUGUUUGUUUGUUAAUGUCCUCAAUAAUGGUUAACAUGUCAGUUUUUUUCUUUUAUAAUAAGAUCUUUUGUCUCCUUGUUAAAAUUUUGAAUAGUAAUUAAGGUAAUGAAAAGAUGCUGUUUCACGCUGAUUGGAUAAUUGGAAGUAACGUCACGAGCUGGCUGCUCGCCUUGAGGUGUUUCCUUUCAGAAUGUUUCAAACAUAUACUCACAAAUACACAAAAUAAAUUUCAUUUUUGUCACUGAAAUAAUCUCAUGUACUUGGGUACUUGUCACUUUGAAUAGAACACGAUGUUGUAUAAUUAACUGCGACAUUGCCAUAAAUUGACUUCUACAAAUUAAGUGUUUUCAAUGCAUAGCAGACUACUAACAAAUGCAAUCAGUUUUUUUUUGUUGUUGUUGUUUUUUAUACAGGAGUGGGUUUAAUCAAACGUGUGGUAUUGGCACAUUGAUGAAAAUGUUAUUAGUUGAUUGAGUCGAGGAUACUCGUACAAUUCCAAGUUGUAAUAUGGCACGUUUAGCGCAUUCUACAGGAUGAUGGCUUUCACUGUACUCUUUGUGCACAUUGCCAUGAAACACUCUCGCAACUUUCUGUCCACGAUCAACUAACAUGGAUAGUGAUAAUCCUAUUGUCCCAAGAGAAAUGAUGAAUGUUAUGAUUUACUCAAUCACUUUGUCAGCAAUGGUACUCAGAGAGCCGAUCAUUCGGUAAGGAUGGCUUGAAUAAAAACAUUUGUAUGUUGCCAUCAAACAAGCAUUGACUGUGAGUUCUUUAAUCACGCAUGAACCAUUAUUUUGAUGAAAUCUUUCAAGCUCAGUAAUGGCCUGUAUCGUGUUGGUAAAUUAAUAGUGAUCUUUGUUUGAAGUUAACUUGAGUGCCUACACAACAUUUAUCACCAGAAAUAUUUCCUUUCUCACGUGCAUUUCUUCUGAUAUUUGAGUUUUAAAUCGAUUCGUAAGUAUCCGAAAGAUUGUUUUAUUAUUUUAUGGUAAGAUUCUUCAACGUACUUGACACAGCUUGGGAACGUUUGUUUUACUGAUAUACUCUUCUGCAACUUAUCCUCUUAUAUUCUUCAAGAUGAUGAUAUAAUGUGCCUUCAAACUGAGAUUUCUUAUUUAUUUUACUUGCUGGAAAAAUAUUUGUACAAUAUAUAUUACUGAUAAGUACAGAUGGUGAAUUCCCUGUAUAAAAAGUUGCACUUGGUUUGUUCAUCAUAUCUUUUGUUUUAAAUAAAAUUGAUUUAUUCAGCUGUACAUAAUCAUGAAUAUUAUCAGGCAAUCUUUUGCUAAAUUGAAUACUUAGAAGAUUUUGCAUUAAUCCAGAGUACAGAGGUUGAUAAUUGCCAUAAAAAACCAUACAAUUGUUAUCAGGAAUUGGAUAGGUCAUAUUGUGUCCAUAUGUCUACAGUUCACUCACUAAUUUGUUUCACUAGUAACCACAGGGCCUGACACUAAACAGGUAAACAGAUGCUGUAGACGAGAAUCCACGUGAAAAACACAAAGGAAAAUGGCAAAAUAUGAUAAUUAACUUAGUUUUAUAGUGUUUUUAUGGCACAUAAGCAGCAUAAUAUCAUAGUUGAGCAACUUGGAAACAGACAUCAAGAUCCUGCCUAUAUUCCAUUUUCAGCCUGUAGGCCCUAAUGAGAGGCUAGUUCCAGCAACAUCUUACCCUAUAAGGAGAAUCCAUAGGAUAAGGUGUUGAAGUCGUUUAACAUAUGAAGUUUUGUGCACACUGGCUAGUGUUAUCUUUUUUAUCUUGUGGUUGUAUAUUUUUUUCUUAAUUUGUCUGCAGAUGUUUCUGGGUCUUGUGAUAAUAAUCGGCAACCAAUCUUCUGCUUCUUAAUUUUUAUAAAUACAUUUAAAAUAUGUUAUUUCAUCAAUAUUAAAUUCAUAAAAUGACUUUUGGAAUAAUUAAGGGUAAAUGACCAGACAUUAUGGAAUAUCUUCCCAUUUUCACAAAUAUAGGCAUAAUUCUUGGGAUCACCACUAUCUCGGAUGUUAUGAAAUACAGUAAUGUGCAAAAGUGUUAAAACAAAGUAAAAAAAUAGAUUUCAGGCUACUUUCAAAGAAC
This is a messenger RNA of Limulus polyphemus (Atlantic horseshoe crab), 6370 nucleotides long. Its product is annotated as ecdysone-induced protein 74EF-like. Lineage: Eukaryota; Metazoa; Arthropoda; Merostomata; Xiphosura; Limulidae. The record is from RefSeq and is a predicted model, not a curated record. Gene Ontology annotation, biological process: cell differentiation; regulation of transcription by RNA polymerase II. Bases 360 to 2201 code for a protein of 613 amino acids. Gene Ontology annotation, molecular function: DNA-binding transcription factor activity, RNA polymerase II-specific; sequence-specific DNA binding. Gene Ontology annotation, cellular component: nucleus. The transcript is spliced from 10 exons.